Bathycoccus prasinos is the source of this 1305-nucleotide messenger RNA. RefSeq lists its product with no specific name. The record is from RefSeq and is a predicted model, not a curated record. Lineage: Eukaryota; Viridiplantae; Chlorophyta; Mamiellophyceae; Mamiellales; Bathycoccaceae. The transcript has a single exon. The coding region runs from base 1 to 1305 and encodes 434 amino acids.
AUGAAGAAUUUUCUUCGGCUUCACAAAAAAAGUUUCACUCGAAAGCUCUCGACUACUUUCAGAAUAGAAGAGAUGUUCACCACUACCCCUAUGAACGCUUUGUUUCUGCCGCGGCUGCUGCUACCGACGGCUCCUCCUCCUCCUCACGCGACGCCGAUCUCCUCGCGUAAAAGGAGCAGUAGUGCGACUUUUCGCACGACUACUUUAUGCGUGACUCCUCGUGCGACCGCAUCACCUUCAUCAUCACCAUCAUCAUCAUCAUCAUCAACAACAACAACGAAUAAUAAUAGUGUUGUUAAUAAGAAAAAAAUCAUCGUGAAAGUCCAACCGCAGCAAACUUUAUCGAUCGUCUCCAAAGAGAACGGGAUAUCGAUUCCAGAUAUUGUUCGAUUGAACGGGUUAGGUACGCGGAGAACUUUACAAGUCGGAGAGGAAUUGAUCGUGAGCGAUUUUGAAGGAAAUGUUGGCGAUGCUGAUGUUGGGUAUAAGAUUAUUGAACGCGCAAAGAUGACGACGAUGAUGAUUACGAGCAGCACAGAUGAAGAGAAGACUACUGUUGAGAAGGAGAAGGAGAUCGUUUCAUCUUCUUCUCCAUCGACGACGUCUCCGACUGAUGAGACGACGACAGAAGAGAAAGAACAAAACGUGAAGAAAAUCUUACGACUCGUGCCCGAGAACGCGAAAGAAGCAAUAAUGAGAAAGAUUGAGCGCUUAAAAGUGGAGACGACGAAUAAAAGCGAUGCCAGUACUGCAUCCUUAAUACAAGUCGUCCCGCGAAGCGUAACCGCCUCGGUGCCGUUUACGACAUCUUUUGGAGUUGGCGUCGGGGCGGCGGUGUUGAGCAUGGCGUUGGUAGCGACAAAUAUCGGUCGAGAUGGUAAGGGAAAAGAAGAAAAAGAAGAAGAAGAGAAGAAAGAAGUGGGUUUCGAAGUAGAGAGUAGUGGUAUUAGUAGUAGUAGUAGUAGUACUAGAGAUAGUAAUAGUAGCAACGAAGAAAUAGAAGCGGUAUCGGUAGAAACAAAACUCGUCGAGAAAGAAGUAGCGGAAGAAGUGAAAGUCACCACACCGCUGCCGACGGUAGAAGUUGUCGAAGAGAAAGAAGAUGUGGCCGAAGUUGAUCGUUCUGAGUCGUCUCCGGCGCCUUUGGAACGCUUGAAAGGAUGGAUGGACGAGAGGGACGCUCAGGAAAAUUUCGAAAGUUCGAUCGAAGAAUUUAAGGCCAAGCUGGCAGCAGCGCAAGACGCGCUCAUCGUGUUGCAAGAUCAACUGGAACAGAGCAAACGAAAGAAGAACAGCCAAAAGUGA